UAGCGUGCGUUACGCGGGGCGGCAGGUCAGGCGGCAGUGGAGCGGUUACAGAGAGCUGCCCAUCAAGACGAACAGCAGUCACUGCACGGGCAGCCCUCACCCCCAAAAAAAUCUUUCAAGACACCUCGCGUUUCCACACUCUGCUCCAUGGCAACCAGAGCCACCGUUUCUCUCAUGACAGCUCCCAGCAUGCAGUACAGCAGUAGCCUGGCAUGUCUGACUCCAGAACUGGCCGAACUCUUGUUGACGCACAUGGCUCGAGAGCGUCUCCUCCGUCCACGGACGCUGGAGCUGUUCUUCGGCUGCCCGCUGCAGAAGUUUGUCCUGAACUGUUAUCCGUACACCACCAAUGAGAUGCUACGGCAGCUGAGGGCCUUUUCCUGUCUGAAGCAUCUCAGCUUAGUCAACUCUCUUCUCAUUACAGAUGCCGGUCUUUCUGUUCUCUCCAACCUCACAAAACUACAGCAUCUCAACCUGUCGUCCUGCUGCAAGCUAACAGACAGCUGUCUGCAGCACAUCGCAGGACUCCACAGUUUAACGUUCUUGUCUCUGGAUCAGACUAAAGUAAGCGACGCAGGGAUGGUGAUGUAUCUACAGUCAGGUUCCCCUGUUCUCUGCCAGCUGAGUCUGAAUCAGACAGCCAUCACUGACAGCACGCUAAGAGUUCUGCCCACGUGUGCACCGCAGCUACGGAUGCUGAGCAUCAAACACACAAAAGUGAGUGAUGUGUCUGCGCUCGCCGAGCUCCGAAACCUGCAAACGCUUCACCUUGACAGCACCUGUGUGCAGGAGUAUUCUCUCCAGCGCCUGGCAACCCACCCCAGCCUAUCAGCUCUCAGCCUGGCCGGCAUACCUGUCGCCGAUGGAAACCACACGCUGGAGAUCAUUUCAGGUCUGAGUCUUACCCAGUUGACCCUGCCUGGACGACACUCUGUGACAGACAGUGGACUUUCAUUUCUCUCCAAACAGACGUUUCUAUUAGAGCUCGACCUGACAGAUUACACUCAGCUCACAGACCACGGCAUCAUGAAGCUCUCCAGCAUGACCAGGUUGAAGAAGCUGUCUCUUAGCAACACUCAGGUGAGUGAUGCUGGGCUGCAAGGAUUGGUCAGUCUAAAAGAACUCCAGGAACUGUGUCUGGACCGGACUGCAGUCACCAGCAGAGGCGUGGCCAACCUAGUCACUCAUUUACCACAUCUGCAGGUAAUGGGUUUGGCUAGCACACAAGUGGGCGAUACGGUGAUCAGACGAGGUUUAGUACACUGUCCUCAGCUGCUUAAAGUCAACCUCAGCAAAACCAGAAUUACAGAUCAAGGUCUGAAGUUUCUAUGUCGUAUGCAGUUAAAUCAAGUGAAUUUGGAUGGUACAGGUGUGACUCUAGUUGGCAUUGCCAAUCUGAUCUCCGCCUGCCAUCAUUUGACAAGCGUCCGAGCCAGCCAUACCCGCGCCAUACCGCCAGACCAGCAGUCUGACGACGACGACAUCGAUAAUGACAACAGUGCCACCAGCGCAUUACGAUCCUAGUGUUAUUAUUUUAGCAUCUGUUUAACGGUGGGGAGAGAUUAGUACCAAGAUGAAGAAACUCAAAUCCCACUUGAGUUCGACAAUCAUGUUGAAUGCUGUUGCAAAAAAAACAAGUUAAUAGUUAAUCUGGAAUUUUAACAUGCACGGUUUAAGAUUAUAUUUUUAACUCUUGACAUUUUGCAUUUUUUUUGUAUUUUGUCAAAGUAUGAUUUAAAAAUGUUGACCACUUGGAACAGCAAAAAUAGAAAAUCCAUCAAUGCAAUUUAGUAAUAAUGACGCUUCUACAGCAGGACCCAGAUUAUGAUGAUCACAUUUUUGCAUGACUGGUUUAAUUUGAAAAGAAUAUAAUUUCAAAACUAAAUGAAAAGUAAUAAUAGUUAUUAAUGAGCUGUUUGAGUUUAUGUUAAUAUAUUUUGGAUACAUGCAUCUAUUAGAAUGAUUGAUAAACUGGAAGGUCAUUUAGUUCAGGGAUUACGUACCAAAGUUUGCGUUGAGUGUUAAGCAUGUUACCGAAUCCAUCAGAAGUUUGAUGUUAAAUGUGUGCUGCUUUUGAAAUGGUCCCUGUUCCUGGUGAAUGUACAUUUAUUAUUAUAUCUGAAACUUACUGGAAAACAGAGGUUAGUCUGUGUUUCUGUCAAAUUACAAACGUCUGUCCUUAACCAACAACAUUUCGUAUCUAAAUCAAAGUGUUUGACUUUAUUAAUAAUCAAACAGGUGACAAAAAAAACAUCAAUACAGUAACGAAGCGAAGGAGUAAAAUGGUGCUUGGGAAACCAAAUGAAGCAUCACAUCAUUGGCAUUCGACUGUUUCUGUAGGAACUCAAGCGUCAGGCUUGCGUUUAUGCAUUAGAUUUGUACCUUUAAACAUCUGAAUGCAAUAACAUUUGAAAAGAGUAAAACAAUAACAAUAUUCAAUCACAUCUGGAGGAAAAGUCUGCAUGUGAAUAUCUCAAUUCUGAACAUAAACACCUCAAAUGCAGUUGAGUGCUGUUUUGUCUUGGAUUUCACUCGAUGGUUUAUGUUGAAAUUGUUGUGUAUAUGUAUGCUUCUCAUGACAUGCAGUCAAAGAUGCAAAACUCUUUCUUUAUUUAAAAUGCCAUGAUAACCACAAAUUAAUUGAUUUUUUUAUAUGCAUGUUCCUAUAUGGACAUUUCUCAGACAUUAACCCUUCGAAUGCUCAUCAGUGUUUAGAAAAUGUUAGUUCUGUACACACUGUAUGAAUUUCCAGAUUGUCUCAAAAUGUUAUAACGCGUAACCAAAAAAUGAACAACAUUUUGUUAGGAAAACCUACUACUGUAACACAAAUUCACAGAACAGCAACCUUGUGUGUGUGUGUGUGAUGCAUGUUGUGCUAUUCAUUUAUUCAUUCAGUCUGUUUGAAAUAUAGUUUGAAACGUUUUCCUGUGUUACUAGAACGUGUACAGUUUAUUUUCUAGAAAACUAGGAUGUUUUAAGACUAUUUUGUACUUUAGGCUUACAGCAUUAAUAAAAUGACAUUUUACAAUGUU
Triplophysa rosa is the source of this 3032-nucleotide messenger RNA. Its product is annotated as F-box/LRR-repeat protein 16-like. Gene Ontology annotation, cellular component: SCF ubiquitin ligase complex. NCBI's taxonomy places the organism in Eukaryota, Metazoa, Chordata, Actinopteri, Cypriniformes, Nemacheilidae. Gene Ontology annotation, biological process: SCF-dependent proteasomal ubiquitin-dependent protein catabolic process. The transcript has 9 exons. Bases 148 to 1524 code for a protein of 458 amino acids. The record is from RefSeq and is a predicted model, not a curated record. Gene Ontology annotation, molecular function: protein binding.